AUGUGGUGGUUCUACCGCAAAGGGCCCUCGGGCUUCUCCGGCGCCUCAACGGCUGAGGAGGUCACUGCCAGCGUCGACGGCCAUGAUCUCGUCGCCGUCAUCACAGGUGCGACGAGCGGCACCGGGCUAGAGACGGCGCGCGUUCUGGUGCUGCGCGGUGUGCACGUCGUCAUGCCCGUCCGCAACGUCUCGCCCGGGCUCGCGGCCAAGGCGGCCAUCGUGGCCAAGAUCCCCGGCGCUAGAAUUGACGUUCUGGAGUUGGACCUCAGCUCCAUAGCUUCCGUGAGGAGAUUAGCCUCCGAGUUCGACUCUUUGAAACUGCACCUCAAUAUUCUCAUGUUUGAAGAACGAACAAAUCCAUAG
Molecule: messenger RNA, 363 nt
Organism: Miscanthus lutarioriparius
Lineage: Eukaryota; Viridiplantae; Streptophyta; Magnoliopsida; Poales; Poaceae
Source: the annotation of a GenBank genome assembly